AUGUCUACUCCUCAAAAGACUGCCGCCAAAGGCGAGUCGGUAGGUGAUGCUACUGCGGCUGAAAAAAUGGAAGUCGAAGAAGCACUUGACGAUGAGAUUCUCCGUAUGUCUGCAGACGAUCUUAGAAGCCGGACACAUCUGCUUGACAAUGAAAUUCGCAUAAUGAGAAGUGAAGUACAACGAUUGAACCAUUCUGUAGCGACGGUGAGGGAAAGAAUUAAGGAUAACAACGAAAGGAUUAAGGUCAACAAAACUUUGCCUUAUUUGGUUUCAAACGUCGUAGAACUCUUAGAUCUAGAGGAUAACCAAGAAGAAGAAGGUGCGAAUGUUGAUUUGGAUGCGCACAAGACAAAAUGUGCCGUUAUAAAAACGUCUACGAGAGCCACUUAUUUCCUUCCUGUUAUCGGGUUAGUUGAGCCAUCAGAGCUUAAACCUGGAGAUCUUGUAGGAGUAAACAAAGAUUCUUAUCUUAUCUUAGAGAAGCUCCCAGCGGAAUAUGACUCCCGCGUAAAAGCAAUGGAGGUAGACGAACGCCCUACAGAGCAGUAUUCUGAUAUUGGAGGUUGUGACAAACAAAUUCAAGAGCUCAUAGAAGCUAUCGUUCUCCCAAUGACCCACAAAGAUCGCUUUGUAAACUUGGGAAUUCAUCCUCCCAAAGGUGUCUUAAUGUACGGCCCUCCUGGCACUGGCAAGACCAUGUUAGCGCGUGCCGUUGCGGCCCAAACUAAAUCUACUUUUCUCAAGCUUGCUGGCCCACAACUAGUGCAAAUGUUUAUUGGAGAUGGUGCAAAACUUGUACGAGAUGCGUUUGCACUUGCUAAAGAGAAGGCUCCAGCGAUUAUUUUCAUUGAUGAACUUGAUGCUAUUGGAACAAAGCGUUUUGAUUCUGAGAAAGCUGGUGAUCGCGAAGUUCAGCGUACAAUGUUGGAACUACUCAAUCAGCUCGAUGGGUUCCAUCCUAAUGAUGAAAUUAAAGUGAUCGCAGCAACUAACAGAAUCGAUGUUCUCGAUCCUGCUCUGUUGCGAUCUGGUCGUCUGGAUAGAAAAAUCGAACUUCCACAUCCAAAUGAAGACGCCCGAGCUCGAAUUAUGCAGAUUCAUUCGAGAAAAAUGAAUGUCAACAAAGAUGUGAACUUUGAAGAACUUGCACGGUGUACUGACGACUUCAACGGAGCUCAGUGUAAGGCAGUUUGCGUGGAAGCGGGUAUGAUUGCUCUUCGACGAGAUGCAAGCGAGGUUGUUCAUGAGGACUUCAUGGACGCUAUUCUAGAGGUGCAAGCGAAGAAGAAAUCAAGUCUCAAUUACUAUGCGUGA
This is a messenger RNA of Angiostrongylus costaricensis, 1314 nucleotides long. The record is from the annotation of a GenBank genome assembly. NCBI's taxonomy places the organism in Eukaryota, Metazoa, Nematoda, Chromadorea, Rhabditida, Metastrongylidae.